Tribolium madens (black flour beetle) is the source of this 867-nucleotide messenger RNA. RefSeq names its product brachyurin-like. Gene Ontology annotation, molecular function: serine-type endopeptidase activity. Gene Ontology annotation, biological process: proteolysis. The record is from RefSeq and is a predicted model, not a curated record. NCBI's taxonomy places the organism in Eukaryota, Metazoa, Arthropoda, Insecta, Coleoptera, Tenebrionidae. The transcript has 5 exons. The coding region runs from base 30 to 812 and encodes 260 amino acids.
GACAAAAUUCAGUAAUUACAGCGUUCAAAAUGAAGUUUGUUGCACUUUUUGCCCUAUCCAUAUUAACCAUUUUGUCAUCACCAGUUUCUAGUAAAAUUGGUGGACGAAUCAUUGGUGGUAACGAUGCCCGAGCAGGAGAAUUUCCCUUUGCUGCAGGAAUUUACAUCCACACCAGUUCAGGCCAAUAUUUUUGUGCAGGAGCUCUCCUUAGCCACGAGUGGAUUUUGACUGGGGCUCAAUGCGUCGAUGGGGCUCUUCGAUUUACCAUCGUUCUUGGGUCUAACAACUUGCAAGAUGCUAACGACUCCAAUAGGAUUACCGUAGCCGCUGAAGAAUAUUAUUUGUAUCCAAAGUAUGAUGCCUUCACUCUUCAGCAUGAUAUUGCGCUUAUUAAGCUGCGAUUGCCUCUGGAAUAUAGCGAUUACGUUCAACCAAUUCUUUUACCCACUUCGGCGCUGGUCGAUUAUUCUGUUGUUGUGGCUCUUGGAUGGGGACAAAUCAGUGAUGAGGAUGCUGGAAACGUUUCUGAUCUCCACAGAGUUAGCAUAACCGUUUUGAGUAACCAGGAAUGUCGAAAUACUUACGGAAAGCAAAUCAUCGAAGAAAUGGUUUGUGCUGAAGGAAACUUCAAUCAAGGGACUUGCCAUGGUGAUAGCGGUGGUCCUUUGAUUCAAUACCUUGAUGGGACUGCUGCCACCCAUGUGGGUGUUUCAAGCUUUUUCAGUGGAAAUGGGUGCGAAUCCACCGAUCCGUCUGGAUUUACCAGGACUUUCCCCUACGUGGGAUGGAUAAGAAAUGUAACACAAAUUUAAAAAUUUUAUUUUUGGAAAAUACAAUUUUAAUGCGAAAUAAAUUUGAAUAAAUUUA